AUGGAGAUAAGAAUUGGAAUAGUUAUAUAUUUAUUGGUAGCAAUAAAAUGUGCAAUUGGAUCUGUUUAUUUUUCUGGUAUAGACAUAAAAAAUAUGAAAAGUAAAUAUGAAGAAAUAAAAAAUAACAAUAAUAAUAAUAAUAAUAAAAUAAAUGAAAUAUUUUUAAAAGAAAUAGAAAAAUAUAAUUAUAUGAAUAGUAAUGUUAUAGCAUUAAGUACAUCAAGACAUUAUUUUAAUUACAGACAUACAGCUAAUUUAUUAAUUGCAUAUAAAUAUUUAAAAAAAAAUGGAGAUAUUAUGGAUAAAAAUAUUUUACUUAUGAUACCAUUUGAUCAAGCUUGUAAUUGUAGAAAUAUUAUAGAAGGUACAAUUUUCAAAAAUUAUGAAAAACUUCCAAAUGAAUAUAUUAAUAAAAAUAUGAAAGAAAAUUUAUAUAAUAAAUUAAAUAUCGAUUAUAAAAAUGAUAAUAUAAAUGAUGAACAAUUAAAAAAAGUUAUAAGACAUAGAAAUAACAGUUUUACACCAUAUAAUAAUAGAUUAUAUACAAACGAAUAUAAAAAAAAAAAUUUAUUUAUUUAUAUUACAGGACAUGGUGGAAUAAAUUUUUUAAAAAUUCAAGAAUUUAGUAUUAUAAGUUCUUCUGAAUUUAAUUUAUAUAUUCAAGAAUUACUUAUAAAAAAAAUAUAUAAAAAUAUUUUUGUAAUAAUUGAUACAUGUCAAGGUUAUAGUUUUUAUGAUGAUAUAUUAAGAUUUAUAAAUAAAAAUAAAAUAAAAAAUGUUUUUUUAUUAUCAUCAUCUAAUAGACAUGAAAACAGCUAUAGUUUUUUUUCAAGUAAAUAUUUAAGUGUUUCAACAGUAGAUAGAUUUACUUAUAAUUUUUUUGAUUAUAUGGAAAAUAUACAUAAAAUGGAAUCAAAAGAAAUAUAUAAAAAUUUGAAAUUUUUUUCGAUACAAAAUAUAUUAAAUUAUUUAAAAACCAAAAAUUUAAUGUCACAUCCCUCAAUAAAUAAUUCAAAAUUAAAUGUAUCAUCAUUUUUGCAUGAUCAAAAUGUUAUCUUUUACGAUUCAACCAUGUUGUUUCCAAAAUUGUUUUAUAACAAACUUAAUAAAAAUGAUAAAAAUGAUUAUCCUAACAAUAAUCAUGAUCAUAUUCAUUCCGAACAUACCUGUUUUGGUUAUUUAGGCAUAUGUGGUCAUAUAAAAAGUCAAAUAUAUUUAAAUAUGGAAAGUUUAUACAACGAUCGAAGCUAUUACAACAAUGAUGAUGUGUAUAAUAGUUAUGAAUUUUAUUUUACUGAUAAAUAUUUUUAUUUUAAAUAUUUUGAUAUAUAUUAUAUGGGAAUUUUUUUGAUUUUGUUAUUUGUUAUUUUACUUUUUCUUAUAGUAUAUAUGUUAUACUAA
Molecule: messenger RNA, 1401 nt
Organism: Plasmodium yoelii
Lineage: Eukaryota; Apicomplexa; Aconoidasida; Haemosporida; Plasmodiidae
Exons: 1
Coding region: 1-1401 (466 amino acids)
Biological process (GO): protein localization to cell surface; attachment of GPI anchor to protein; proteolysis
Cellular component (GO): GPI-anchor transamidase complex
Molecular function (GO): GPI-anchor transamidase activity
Source: RefSeq, a predicted model, not a curated record